Molecule: messenger RNA, 1272 nt
Organism: Erythranthe guttata (spotted monkey flower)
Lineage: Eukaryota; Viridiplantae; Streptophyta; Magnoliopsida; Lamiales; Phrymaceae
Product: alpha/beta-Hydrolases superfamily protein
Biological process (GO): lipid homeostasis; phosphatidic acid biosynthetic process
Molecular function (GO): lysophosphatidic acid acyltransferase activity; carboxylic ester hydrolase activity
Source: RefSeq, a predicted model, not a curated record
AGCAAGCAGAAGAUAGCUGCACAGUUAUCCGUGCUCCACCGACUCAACAAUGGCGGCACUCGGUACCAUAAUUCUGACUAGCAAUCCUCACCGGCGAAUGACCGUAAAUCCCCGGGCAGUCCUCACGGGCAGCAACGACAAGAUGCGGAUUCCGUACGAGCUCAAGCAAGGGCAAUCCCGUCAUUUCCACAAGCUCCCGUCUGGUUUGAAAAUGGAAUUCAUCUUCCAAAAGGGCCACGGCGAAAAAUUCGAUAAAUCUCCGGCUCAACCGCCGCCGCCGCCGCCGUUAGUAUUCGUCCACGGAAGCUUUCACGCGGCUUGGUGCUGGGCCGAAAAUUGGUUGCCCUAUUUUUCUCAACACGGUUUCGAUUGCUAUGCCAUCAGCUUGCUAGGUCAGGGCGAGAGCGAUUCACCGGCUGGUCCAGUUGCAGGUUCGCUCCAGACGCAUGCAGCUGAUGUAGCUGACUUCAUCGGAAAGGAGAUUCGGUUACCACCCGUGUUGCUAGGCCAUUCUUUUGGCGGCCUUAUCGUUCAAUAUUAUCUUUCGAAUAUCGGAAAUGAAAAAUUACAAGAAAUGGAACGAGCGCACCCUUUUCUAGCUGGAGGUGUACUUGUUUGCUCUGUUCCUCCUUCAGGAAACAGUGGCCUCGUUUGGCGGUACCUGUUCUCCAAACCGAUUGCUGCAUUUAAGGUGACGCUCAGUUUGGCCGCGAAAGCUUUUCAAACAUCUCUGCCUCUUUGUAAGGAAACUUUCUUCUCUGCAUCCAUGGAGGAUGAACUUGUCCUUCGUUAUCAAAAGCUGAUGACGGAAAGUUCAAGAAUGCCGUUGUUCGAUCUACGGAAGCUCAACUCAUCACUUCCCGUCCCUCGAAUGAAAGAUUCUUUUCUCGGAAUCUUUGUCUUGGGAGCAAAGGAUGAUUUCAUAGUGGAUGCAGAGGGAUUAAACGAGACGGGAACGUUUUACGGGGUGUCACCUGUUUGCGUCGAAGGAGUUGCGCACGAUAUAAUGUUGGAUUGCUCGUGGGAAAAAGGUGCACAAGUGAUUCUAUCGUGGCUGAGUUGUCUGAAUAGAGACCAGACACUUGGUCGUUCGAGGUAAAUUUGUGACACCAGAAAUUUUCGAAUUCUUUAGGGAAGUUUUUUUAUUUGAAGCCAUCUUAAAUUCUUUCGGUUCUAAAUGCGAUCGAAUUCUUGAAUUUGGAUUUCUUUAAACUACUUACUGUACUACUAAAGCGUGGAUUUGCGUACGAAAUAGAAAAAAAUUUAGCAGCA